AUGAAGAAAAAAUGGUGGCAAACUGAUCGAGCAAACAGAUUUGAAUAUCUGUUGAAGCAGACAGAAUUGUUUGCACAUUUCAUUCAGCCUGCUGCUCAGAAAACUCCAACUUCACCCUUAAAAAUGAAACCAGGACGACCAAGAAUAAAAAAAGAUGAAAAACAAAACCUGUUAUCUGUUGGCGACUAUCGGCAUCGUAGAACUGAACAGGAAGAAGAUGAGGAGCUUUUAACAGAAAGUUCCAAGACUACUAAUGUAUGCACUCGAUUUGAAGACUCUCCAUCCUAUGUGAAAUGGGGUAAAUUGCGCGAUUAUCAAGUCAGAGGAUUGAACUGGCUCAUUUCUUUGUAUGAAAAUGGCAUCAAUGGUAUUUUAGCAGAUGAAAUGGGUCUUGGAAAGACAUUGCAAACAAUUUCUCUUCUUGGGUACAUGAAACAUUACAGGAACAUUCCAGGUCCUCAUAUGGUAUUGGUUCCCAAAUCAACUUUGCAUAAUUGGAUGAAUGAGUUCAAGAGAUGGGUGCCAACUCUUCGAGCAGUAUGUCUGAUAGGUGACAAAGACCAGCGAGCUGCUUUCGUGAGAGAUGUUUUGUUGCCAGGUGAAUGGGAUGUCUGUGUAACAUCAUAUGAAAUGCUCAUUAAAGAGAAAUCAGUAUUCAAAAAAUUUAACUGGAGAUACCUAGUUAUUGAUGAAGCCCACAGGAUUAAAAAUGAAAAAUCGAAGUUGUCAGAAAUUGUGAGGGAAUUCAAGACUACAAAUAGGUUAUUGCUAACUGGAACACCAUUACAGAAUAACUUACACGAACUCUGGGCACUUCUUAACUUUUUAUUGCCAGAUGUCUUUAAUUCAGCUGAGGAUUUUGAUUCAUGGUUCGAUACAAACAACUGUCUUGGAGAUCAAAAAUUAGUAGAACGGCUUCAUAUGGUACUACGGCCAUUUUUGUUACGUCGUAUAAAAGCUGAAGUAGAGAAAAGUUUGCCUCCAAAAAAAGAAGUUAAAAUAUAUGUUGGUCUCAGCAAAAUGCAAAGGGAAUUGUACACAAGAAUCUUAAUGAAGGAUAUAGAUAUAUUGAACUCUGCUGGAAAACUGGAUAAAAUGAGACUAUUAAACAUUCUUAUGCAAUUACGAAAAUGUUGCAAUCAUCCGUACCUUUUUGAUGGAGCAGAACCCGGUCCACCUUAUACAACAGAUAUGCAUUUGGUUACCAAUAGUGGCAAAAUGGUUGUUUUGAAUAAAUUGUUGCCAAAAUUGAAAGAGCAGGGAUCACGAGUCCUAGUUUUCAGCCAGAUGACAAGAGUAUUAGAUAUAUUAGAAGAUUACUGCAUGUGGCGAAAUUAUGAGUAUUGCAGACUUGAUGGGCAGACAUCUCAUGAUGAAAGACAAGCUUCCAUUAAUGCAUACAACGAACCUGACAGUUCAAAGUUUCUCUUUAUGCUGAGCACACGGGCUGGUGGUUUGGGAAUCAAUCUAGCUACAGCUGAUGUUGUAAUUAUAUAUGAUUCUGACUGGAAUCCACAAGUAGACCUUCAGGCUAUGGAUCGUGCACAUAGAAUUGGUCAGACAAAGACUGUUAGAGUAUUCAGAUUUAUUACAGACAACACUGUAGAAGAAAGAAUAGUAGAAAGAGCAGAAAUGAAACUUCGCUUAGAUUCCAUAGUUAUUCAACAAGGUAGACUAGUAGAUCAGAAUCUGAAUAAAUUGGGAAAAGAUGAAAUGUUGCAGAUGAUUCGACAUGGAGCUACCCAUGUCUUUGCUUCAAAAGACAGUGAAAUUACAGAUGAAGACAUUGACGGUAUUUUGGAAAGAGGUGCAAAGAAAACUGCAGAAAUGAAUGAAAAACUAUCCAAAAUGGGUGAAAGUUCACUCAGAAACUUCACAGUGGAUACAGAGUCUAGUGUGUAUAAUUUUGAAGGAGAAGAUUAUAGAGAGAAACAAAAGAUGGCAUUCACAGAGUGGAUCGAGCCACCUAAACGUGAAAGAAAAGCCAACUAUGCUGUUGAUGCUUAUUUUAGGGAAGCUCUUCGUGUCAGUGAACCAAAAGCACCAAAGGCCCCGCGACCUCCAAAACAACCUAAUGUUCAGGAUUUCCAAUUCUUUCCUCCACGUUUGUUUGAAUUGUUGGAAAAAGAAAUUCUUUAUUAUAGAAAAACUAUUGGAUAUAAGGUACCUCGUAAUCCUGACUUGCCAAAUGCAGCUCAGACACAAAAGGAAGAACAAAUUAAAAUUGAUGAAGCUGAACCGCUUAAUGAAGAAGAACUAGAUGAAAAGGAAAAGCUACUUACUCAGGGAUUUACAAACUGGAAUAAAAGAGAUUUCAAUCAAUUCAUUAAAGCUAAUGAAAAAUGGGGUCGUGAUGACAUUGAAAAUAUAGCUCGAGAAGUAGAAGGAAAAACUCCAGAGGAAGUCAUUGAAUAUUCUGCUGUUUUCUGGGAACGAUGUAAUGAGCUUCAGGACAUAGAAAAGAUCAUGGCACAAAUUGAAAGAGGUGAAGCUCGAAUUCAGAGGAGAAUUAGUAUUAAAAAAGCACUUGACACAAAGAUUGGCAGAUACAAAGCACCUUUUCACCAACUGAGAAUAUCGUAUGGUACUAACAAAGGGAAAAAUUACACAGAAGAGGAAGAUCGCUUUUUGAUCUGUAUGCUUCAUAAGCUUGGAUUUGAUAAAGAAAAUGUUUACGAUGAAUUGAGACAGUGUAUUCGAAACUCUCCCCAGUUCAGAUUUGACUGGUUCCUCAAGUCUAGAACUGCAAUGGAAUUACAACGAAGGUGUAAUACCUUAAUCACAUUGAUUGAAAGAGAAAAUAUGGAAUUAGAAGAAAAAGAGAAAGCAGAAAAGAAAAAACGUGGACCUAAACCUCUGACACAGAAGCGUAAAUUGGAUGGUACUCCUGAUGGAAGAGGAAGAAAAAAGAAACUAAAGCUGUGAAUAUUUGAUUUCUUGUAAUCACUAAAUUUAGUUCUUUAAUUUUACGGGUCUUCAUAAGAUGUACUUUACAAUUCUCAACUAUUAUGUCAUUAAAGGACAUUGGGUUCAUGUGUUUACUUGCUGAACUAGAAGAAGAGUAACGUAGUUUCACGUUUUUAAAUAA
Messenger RNA from Protobothrops mucrosquamatus (brown spotted pit viper), 3088 nucleotides. It is a transcript of the gene SMARCA5, whose product is annotated as SWI/SNF related, matrix associated, actin dependent regulator of chromatin, subfamily a, member 5. The transcript has 23 exons. Gene Ontology annotation, cellular component: chromatin; nucleus. The record is from RefSeq and is a predicted model, not a curated record. Gene Ontology annotation, molecular function: histone binding; DNA binding; ATP binding. Gene Ontology annotation, biological process: regulation of transcription by RNA polymerase II; nucleosome organization. Lineage: Eukaryota; Metazoa; Chordata; Lepidosauria; Squamata; Viperidae. The coding region runs from base 1 to 2925 and encodes 974 amino acids.